This is a messenger RNA of Oncorhynchus keta (chum salmon), 1941 nucleotides long. RefSeq names its product transmembrane protein 198-like. Bases 629 to 1693 code for a protein of 354 amino acids. NCBI's taxonomy places the organism in Eukaryota, Metazoa, Chordata, Actinopteri, Salmoniformes, Salmonidae. The transcript is spliced from 5 exons. Gene Ontology annotation, cellular component: plasma membrane. The record is from RefSeq and is a predicted model, not a curated record.
CAUGCCUGACUCAUGACGAAACAUGUCUGGCAAUGGGUUCAACCAAUCUUACAUUUUCCUCUGUUGCAAAUCUGUAUGACUAGAGAGACAUCAUGUGGACAACAACAGUAUUCCCUCACCUCUAAUCUGCACAAGCUUGCGACAGAUGGUCACUUCCGACACUGAUGCUGUCAGCCGUCCAGUGUCCACAGAUGAGAGGAACGCACGCAUGAGUAGGAUGUCCUCAACACAGCAAAGACAGAGGGAACAGAUAUAACUCCUCCACCUAGAAUACCAUACAAAGUGACACAUCAGUAGCAGUCUUAUUUCUUCUCAUCACAGAUUGUAAUUCUGGAUAAGCCUCAUGUCCGGUGCAGGGCAGGAAAUGGUCUGAUUCAAACACAUCUCACAGGAGCUUCCUGUUUCCUCAGCACUUACAUUCUAACAACAUGAAGCAUUCGUCACAUUCUUUCAUUGAAUUAAUGAAGCAAAGUCCUGUCCCAAUGGAAUACUGACAAUAUACUGGCUUGGUGUUGACGUAUGCUCCCAAAUGAGAUUAAACCAGGAAAAUAACACGGUUACACGGAUGGCCUUAAUUGCUAAAUAAAAGCACAGUAAUUAUCCAGACCUGUUGAACGGUUGCUCCAAGAUGGCAGACCCCAGCUCACUCUUGGUCACUGAUGGGGCAGUGCUGAGCCAGGCUGAAGUUGAUCAAUAUAUCCUCUCUGGCUUGGCUGAAGUGGAUGCAUGUGAGUUGGGGUUCACAAGGAAGUAUGACCUCAUCCCAUCCAUCGUCUGCUCAGUAUGCCUUUUGUUAGGCCUAAUCUACUGCUUUUUUGGAUACCGCUGCUUUAAGAUGGUCAUGUUCCUGUCAGGCUUCAUGUUUGGAUCUGUGCUAGUCUGCCUGUUGUACCUUAAGGAGCCUGUGCUGGAUACCCAGUUGACUAUGGAGACCAAAGCAGGUAUCCUCCUGGGAGUGUCUGUACUCUGUGCCCUGGUAACUAUGCUGGUACAGACUGUGGGGCUCAUCAUUACUGGCCUAGAGCUGGGGUUUCUGCUCACCCUUGCCAACCUACUGGUUGUCAGACAGUUUUACAGUCUUACCCCACUAUGGGUGCCUAUCGGUGCACUCCUAGCCACGAGCACCUUUUGUGCCACUCUCACACUGCAGUGGCAGAAACUAUUCACUGUGCUCGCCACGGCUGCAGUCGGAGCCGCUGUGGUGAUGGCAUGCGUGGACUACUUUGUAGAGACGUCUCUGCUGGCUGGCCAUGCGUACGACAUCCUGUCUCAGGUUCCCCCUCGGCCCCUCUGCUGGUACAGCUGGGUUAUAACAGGCGUGUUUCCUCUAUUUAGUCUGAUGGGGGUAAUGGUGCAAUGGAUGCUCACUGCCAAAGGACUGUCACACACAGAAGUACCUGUCAGUGGACGACAAAGACAGGUCCAACUGAUGCGAAUCAGACAGAGAGAUGCCCAGAGACGACCCCAGCUGGGCACUUACCGCCAUCGCAAGCCUCCAAUUCUAAAGCGUUAUGCUGGAGACAUCCUGGCCCCAAGUUACAUCCAGAGCCUUCGUGACCGCCAGAUGGGUACAGGCUCCUCUAGCAGCAGCAUCAUCAGCAACAGCACAGUCAACCACACCACGAUAGACUUCGACUUUGAGACAGGCUUCAUGGUUCCCCUAAAUGCCUCCUCUCUAGUCUACAGGGUCUGAGGGACGAACACCAAAUAGUAGGCAUCACCUCCCCAUUCCACUAAGAUGCCCAACACCUCUCUCCAGCAGACAAUUCAUACACUGCUGUAAAAAGAAAAACAGACUGAUUCUUGAGACAAGAGAUUCAGCCAACUAUUUCACCUUGUUGUUUUGUUUAUUAUUCUGUCUUUCUAAAAGGUUUCUGACAGUCAAUCGUAAUAUAGCCAUUGAUCAUUCCUCAAAUAAAUAAAAUUGCUUUAUUUUGGUCA